Molecule: messenger RNA, 315 nt
Organism: Colletotrichum orchidophilum
Lineage: Eukaryota; Fungi; Ascomycota; Sordariomycetes; Glomerellales; Glomerellaceae
Exons: 2
Coding region: 1-315 (104 amino acids)
Source: RefSeq, a predicted model, not a curated record
AUGAUAAGGCAAAACUACGACUCACAGCCCUCUGCGGCCGACAACGCGACCUCAUGCUCCCACCAUCCGAAGCAAGCCGUCGCUACCGUGAAUGGUCGAUUGAGUAAGGUCUGGACCGUGUCGAGCACUCUAUCGCGAACUCUCGAUCACAGGGAUCCAACUGACGCCAACACGACUAACAGCGAAGCGACCGCCCGCGGACCGACUACUGUAGUCCCGCGGCUGCGGGAGGCUCUAGAGGCUCAACGGUCAAUAUGCAAAUCCUCGCGCAUCCAGGCCGCAUCAAAUCAACGAUGGCCCAGGAACGAGACCUGA